CAAACCACCAAUCCUUACGAAGGACAAGGGCACCUAUCGCGACGCCGGCACCUCCUCCCUCUGUUCAACCUCCUCCUCCUCGACGGCCUGGUCCUUCUUCUUGAGGACGUUGCCCCACGACGCGAACUGCUCGAAGGUCUUGGCGCUGAACAUGGCGCCGACCAUCCGGCCAAACCCUUCCCGCGAUCGGCCCACAUCCCCAUUGAACCGCGCGACGACCUCGGCCGGGUCGGGCCGCGGCCAGAUCUUGGGAAAGUGCGGGUCCGUCAGCGGGUCGCCGUGCUUCAGCGAGUGGCGGCCCAUGUCCGCGAAUUCCACUUUUUCUUUGUCGACGUACGUCGCAUCGUCGAUCGCGACGGUCCCGCCCAGCACCCGCCGCUUCAUGGAGCCCCAGUCCUGGCUGGUGGGGCCGUCGAUCUUGUGGAUCGUCCGCGCGUGCCAGACGAUCAGAUCGCCGGCCUUCGGUCGGAAGGUCGUGAAGUCGUGAUAUUCGGGCAAAUCGCCCUCGUCGAUGUUCACAAACACGGCAUCUUCCGGCACGCACUUGUUGUUCUGCGACUUCUUGAGGUAGACGGGCGCGCCGUAGUCCUUGGGCGAGUCGUCCAUCGUGACCCACCACCUUAACGCAUUAUCGAAGCCUGUGUGUGCAUGGAUCCGUGAGUUUCGCGUCGCGGCGAUGGCGUGGAGGU
Messenger RNA from Pelagomonas calceolata, 689 nucleotides. The record is from the annotation of a GenBank genome assembly. NCBI's taxonomy places the organism in Eukaryota, Pelagophyceae, Pelagomonadales, Pelagomonadaceae.